AUGGCAAUGGUCCCUCAACCUCUGAUUACGCUUCUCCUCUUUCUCUCCCUUCUUUCAAUUGUGAACUCCUCUCCUUCUCAACACGUUCAGAUCGCCAAUGCCGAACGCAGGAUUGACUUGACCUCUCAUAUCAUUAAGGUGUACUUGACAUUGAAGGUUGAAAAUUUGGGGACAUCUGCUGCUUCUGAAGUACAUCUGGCCUUUUCACCCACUGAAGUUGAACAUCUAGCAACACUCAAAGCUGCUGCAACUUCUGGGAAGAGGAAGAAGAAAACUUAUGUUCCUCUUGAUGUCAAAUCUGCUGAGUUACCUGAUGGACCAAAUGGAACUAAGUUUUUCUCUAUAGCUUUGUUAAGUCCAUUAAGUAAAGGUGAAACCACAACACUGGAGGUGCUUUACAUAUUGACACGUUCUCUGGAACCUUUCCCAGUUGAAAUAAGUCAAUCAGAGUCACAAUUGGUUUAUUUCCGUGAUAGUGCAAUAUUAUUGUCUCCCUAUCAUGUCAAGCAACAGACAACUUUUAUUAAGACACCAAGCACUCGGGUAGAAUCAUUCACAGUGGUGGACCCCACUAAACGUGCUGGUACAGAGUUGAAAUAUGGGCCAUAUGAAAGUCAACCCCCGUAUUCAUAUUCUCCUGUACUUGUUCAUUUUGAAAAUAACAAUCCAUUUGCUGUUGUUGAGGAGCUAGAACGGGAAAUUGAAAUAUCUCACUGGGGAAGCAUUCAAGUCACAGAGCGAUAUAGCUUAGUCCAUGCUGGUGCUCAACAUAAAGGUGUCUUUUCUAGGGUUGAAUAUCAAACUAGACCAGGUGGUACUGGUGUUUCCUCAUUUAAAAAUCUUUUAGCAAAAUUACCCCCUAGGGUCCACUCAGUAUACUACAGGGAUGGAAUAGGAAAUAUUUCCACUUCACAUCUACGUACAGAUUCUAGGAAGUCAGAACUUGAAAUUGAACCUCGGUAUCCUCUAUUUGGAGGCUGGAAAGCAACCUUUGUCAUUGGUUAUGGACUACCAUUGCAAGACUUCCUUUUUGAAGCUCCAGAUGGCAGAAGAUACCUCAAUUUUACUUUUGGUUGCCCUCUUGUCGAGACAGUGGUUGAUAAGUUGAUUGUAAAAGUUGUGCUGCCGGAGGGAUCCAAAGAUCCCACAGCUGAGAUUCCUUUUGAAGUAAAGCAACAUCUUGAGAUCAAGUAUUCAUAUCUUGAUGUUGUCGGCAGGACUGUGGUGGUUUUAGAAAAAAGAAAUGUAGUUCCUGAGCAUAAUAUUCCUUUCCAGGUAUACUACGGUUUUAACCCUAUAUUCAUGCUUGCUGAGCCAUUGAUGCUAGUAUCUGCAUUUUUCUUGCUUUUUGUUGCUUCUGUCGCAUAUCUUCACGUUGAUCUUUCCAUACGCAAGUGA
Molecule: messenger RNA, 1398 nt
Organism: Sphenostylis stenocarpa
Lineage: Eukaryota; Viridiplantae; Streptophyta; Magnoliopsida; Fabales; Fabaceae
Source: the annotation of a GenBank genome assembly